Molecule: messenger RNA, 1588 nt
Organism: Linum tenue
Lineage: Eukaryota; Viridiplantae; Streptophyta; Magnoliopsida; Malpighiales; Linaceae
Source: the annotation of a GenBank genome assembly
AUAUAUUAUAAAAAUAUAAUAGCCACAUCACAGCCACAGCCUGAUCCGGAUGCCGGCCACAUCUCAGGCUUAGCAAUUAGGAGAAUUGUAAUCUGCCACGUCAACGGGGUCGACCUAUCAAAUCUGAGCAUGGGAUUACAGGCAACCAAUAGGGAAGCAGGACGAGUCGCGCCAAUGAAUCCGAGGUGUCACGUUUUCAUCCACUAUCUAUCCCAGUUAAGCUAGCUCAUGCUUCAUCCAUCCCAUAAAAACAGAGCAGCAGCUGCAGAGAGCCAGCUCAGUAAAGAAAGCCAGGCAGCAAGGGAUAGAGGGUAGCAUCGUUACUAUUAUUGCUUCAUUUCCUCAGAGGGGGCGAGGUGGGGGGGUUAAUUAUGGCGGCUUCGGUGGCAGCAUCAACAGCAGCGGCCUCGCUGGGAGCGUCGGAGAUGCUGGGGAAUGCUCUGAAUUUCAACGGCAGCAGCAGCAGCAGCAGGUCUCUUGCAUCAGGCCCCUCCUCCACUUCCACUUUCAAGAUAGUUGCUCUCUUCUCAAAGUUCAAGAAGGCUGCUUCUUCUCCCCCUCCUCCGCCUCCCAGAUCCAAGCCCUCUCCCGCAGUUUCCUCUGUCUCUGAAGAACUCGCCAAGUGGUAUGGCCCUGAUAGAAGGAUCUUCCUUCCCGAAGGACUGUUGGACCGUUCUGAGAUUCCCGAGUACCUGACUGGAGAAGUCCCCGGAGAUUAUGGUUACGAUCCUUUUGGGCUCAGCAAGAAGCCAGAAGACUUCGCCAAGUAUCAGGCGUACGAGCUGAUUCACGCCCGGUGGGCAAUGCUCGGAGCUGCUGGGUUCAUCAUCCCUGAAGCUUUCAACAAGUACGGUGCUAACUGCGGGCCUGAGGCUGUCUGGUUCAAGACAGGAGCUCUGCUUUUGGAUGGGAACACCCUCAACUACUUCGGGAACAACAUCCCCAUCAACCUUGUGGUAGCCGUUGUCGCGGAGGUCGUCCUUCUUGGCGGUGCCGAAUACUACAGAAUUAUUAAUGGCUUGGAUUUGGAGGACAAGCUUCACCCGGGCGGGCCAUUCGAUCCACUGGGGCUGGCCAGCGACCCAGACCAAGCCGCACUCCUCAAGGUGAAGGAAAUCAAGAAUGGUAGACUAGCCAUGUUUGCGAUGCUUGGUUUCUUCUUGCAAGCUUAUGUUACAGGGGAAGGUCCAGUCGAUAACCUUUCUAAGCAUCUCACCGAUCCUUUCGCAAACAACUUGCUCACUGUUCUUUCCAGCUCUGUCGAGAGAGUGCCCACUCUCUAAUCUCCUCUUUCUUUCCACUUGCUACAGCGCCAUGUUCUGUAGUCUCCGCCCGAUCCACUUUCAUUUUUAUUUCUUUCCUUAAGUUGAAUUGUCCAUCUUCAAGUAUCGUAAUAGGGUGGCUCAUAUGGUGGGCAAAAAAACCCUUUUUAUUGUUCCUGUCUCUUGUCGGCCAGCUGACUCUUGUGUAUCUCGAUUAUCUCAUUUAAUACGAAGUAUCUUUUGGGGGGAAAAUGUAUGAUUUGAAGUUAAGUGCGUACAUACAAUAUGUCCAAGGCCAAAUGUGGCUCUAAGGUACAAGAAUAGUA